Molecule: messenger RNA, 628 nt
Organism: Magnolia sinica
Lineage: Eukaryota; Viridiplantae; Streptophyta; Magnoliopsida; Magnoliales; Magnoliaceae
Exons: 3
Coding region: 40-306 (88 amino acids)
Source: RefSeq, a predicted model, not a curated record
GAGAAGGAAGAAGCCCAAGUGGAGGAGGUGACAGGACAGAUGGAGGGUAGGGUAGGCAAGCCUCUCGCUAAGGCUUCUAGACAAGUUAGAAAGAACUCAAGAAAGAGCAACACCAAGAAACCCAAUGAAGCAGAUACUAUUGUUGAAUCUAUAGCAUCAGUUAGUACUACAGCUAAAACUGGACAUGUUUCUGAGGGGGUAAAACCCAAAGGUAGGGGAGCUCCGAAGAAGGCUCCUGCUAGAAAUGUUAGAAAAUGCCGACUGCCGUUGAUAGUGAAGAGGAAGAUGAUGAGGUGCUCGAGUUGAAAGAACGACUGACAACGUAUAACAUUGAUUCUCCUUCAGAUCAAACAGGUAUAUGAUCAUCCAUGUGCAGUAAGCUUUCAGAUCAAAGUGAAGCUGAGAAUAGGGUGUUAAUUGAUUGUAAAUUGAUAACCAGUAGGUGCACAUCCAUGGAGUUUUCUCUUGCGAUUGUUGAGAAGCUAUUUGGCUGUGAGAAGGCAUUGGAUCUUGCUGUUAAUGAGAACUUUAAAUAGACAUAUAACUAUUAUGUUGGCAUUGUAUUUUUGUGAAUGGAAAUGAAUUAUUGUGUUUGAUUGAAUGAAUGAAUGAUUGAAUGAAUGAAUGA